GCUGCAUGGCCCUUGACACCGUGACACCUGGGACCUUGUUUUGUACACAGAUGGAGCAUCAGGAAUGGGAUGUGGGAUGGGGAAUGCCUGCAGUCGACCGUUUACAUGAUUAUUUCUUGGUUGCAAUACGACCACGACUGUGAUCACUGACUGUCAUGUACUUUUGGAUACGUGCUAUGCCUUAUUGUACCAUCAGUGCACCCCUCGCGGUUGGCGGACCGGUGCGCUCGUGCAGCCGCAGGAUCACGGAUCACCCGCAAUUCGAUCCUGGUUUGAAGGAGUCAAAUGUUCUCUACUGCACGUACCCAGUCAAAUCGUCAAGCACGACCUGUCCAGGACGGCCACGUUUGUUGUCAAGGUAUCUGCAGUGUUCUACAAUGAGCGGAUCAUUGAAUGGCUGCUGUAUCACUCGAACCCAGACAAGUUGAGGAACAUGUUUCAUCGACCACCAGGUGCAAGUUGCACCGCGCCGUUUGUUGCGGUGUAGUGCUAUCAAUGGAUCAAGCUUGGCUCCAGGCCUCUAACUAACGGGCGGGAAAUCUUGCUGCGCUGUUUACUCGUCAUAGAGCAAAACUGCAUUACCAGUAUCAGAACAGCCCUUAAUCAAGUGCGGGGUCUUUCUUUCUGGUCGGCGACUUGACAAUGGAUGGCGGAGAUAUCGUCAAAACUCUGCGAACAUAUGUCUGCGACACGAAAUUAACUGCCCGAAAAGUCCCCGCUGCAGCUUGUAUAAGACAGCCAAACUGAGCAGUCGACAGAGGCUUGUCUUACACCGCAUCAACCGCAUUCGACUCUCUGCGAAACCACAUUCAGGCUCUCGACAAGCACCUUUUGUCUUAUGCGACCAUACUUGCUCAUCCUCCUGUACAACUUGGUCACUGUUUCACCUAGCACUGAUCCCGACAUUGCAACCAUGACCGACGUCGUGUCCGAAAACCAGGCUUAUUUUGGCAAGAUCGCCACCGAAUAUGACCAGCGCAAUGCGGAUGCGAUCGUGCAGCUAGAGCGUGGCAUCCAAGAGAGGAUUCCAUUCAUUAGCGUCAAGCAAGAUGCCAGGUUGCUAGACUACGCUUGUGGCACCGGCAUGCUUUCGAGGGUCUUAGCACAGCAUACGAGUGAGGCUAUAGGCAUUGACUUGUCGGAGGAAAUGGUUGGGGUAUACAACGCCCAGGCUCAAAGCCAGGGCUCUUCCCGCCAAGCCUAUCAAGGCAAUCUGGCUGAUCCUAAGGACCCCUCCCCUACAGCCUUUGCUGAUAGCAAGUUCUUCGGAUUCGACGUUGCAGGCGUGGGGCUCGGAUUCCACCACUUCGACAAGCCCGAUCUAGCAUCCAAGCAAUUGGCCGAGCGCCUCAACCCAGGCGGUGUCCUCUUCAUCAUUGACUUUGUUGCCCACAAGAUAGACCCCAAGGAUGCCGCUCUGCGUGGUAUCACACAUCAUGGGUUUACCGAGGACGAGAUCAAGAAGAUGUUUGAGGAUGCUGGACUUACAGACUUUGCUUACCAAGAGCUCCCGGAACCUAUCACAUUCAAGGAUUGUCACAGCCACGAUCAUGGCCACGAACACGGUCAUGGUCAUGGUCAUAAUCACGAGCACAACGAGGACAAUCACAGCGGCAGUGGGGAACAUGUUCAUGGCCAUGAGAAGAAAAAGGGCUCAACUACGACUAAGAGGAUAUUUAUUGCCAGAGCGUCCAAGCCAUAAAAGAGUGUCUACGAGCACUGUCUCGUCGACCCUUAACAAUAGACCACCAAGUAUUAGAAGCAAGAACAUGACCCUCAAAUAUGUACCAGAGCAAUCUUAUACGGUGCUAAUAGUUCACACUAUGCAAGCUGCCGAUGGCCGUCAUUCUGAUACUCGGCUUCCCAAGGCUGACACUGAAUGUCUUGUUGAGUAUCAUCACUUAGCUGCAUAGAUAUCAUGUCAUACUGACACCUAUAAUUGCACAAUAUCCC
Fusarium odoratissimum NRRL 54006 is the source of this 1953-nucleotide messenger RNA. RefSeq lists its product as uncharacterized. Bases 839 to 1702 code for a protein of 287 amino acids. The record is from RefSeq and is a predicted model, not a curated record. The transcript is spliced from 4 exons. NCBI's taxonomy places the organism in Eukaryota, Fungi, Ascomycota, Sordariomycetes, Hypocreales, Nectriaceae.